CCAAAUAGAAAGUAGAAACCGCCCUCUCUUCAAAAUCACAGACAGAAAAGCAAGAAAAAAGAAACUCGCAAAAUACUACUAUCACAAACAGCCAAACAUUUGAUUCCCGGUUUCACACACACAUACACACAGCGAAAAAGCGCCCUAAAAUCUCCUUACAUUUUCCUCUUCCGUCAAACGAUGGCGAAUAAUUUCGGUAUCAACCAACCGUCGUCGUCGACGACGGCAGCGGCGGCGUCACCAUCGCCGUCGUCGUCUGCCGCGGAUUCGUAUAUCGGAAGUUUCAUUAGUCUGACAUCCAAGUCUGAGAUUCGUUACGAAGGAGUGCUUUACUAUCUUAAUCCUCAAGACUCUUCCCUUGGCUUGAAGAACGUGAGAUCAUAUGGAACUGAGGGGCGUAAGAGAGACGGUCCACAGGUUCCUCCAAAUGAUAGAGUUUAUGACUACAUUUUGUUUCGUGGGAGUGACAUUAAGGAUUUGCAAGUAAAGUCCUCUCCACCUCCUCAAGUGGAAGAAUCAUUGGAUAACGAUCCUGCAAUUAUUCAGUCACGCUGUGCUGGAGUCCAUCCAAGCUCUUCAAGACCAGUUUCGCUGAAUGGUGGAUCUUUGACAGAAUAUGGCACUUACAAGGAACCUGCUUCCUUGAAUAGUGUGCCACCUUCACAUCAAUCAGUAAACCAUUUUGAACAAGGCAGUUCUGAGGCAACUCAAUCCAACUUCGGUUCUUAUACAACGCCAACUUAUGGACAAAGACACAGUGAACCCGCAAGCAGUCACCAUGCUCCACAGCAUUCUCUUCUACCUGCUGUUUCACAUCCAAUGAUGCAGGAUUUGCUGCAGGCGUAUCCACUCCAGGGCCCUGAACCUUUCACAUCAACUGUUCUAUCAAAAUCCGUAGCUCCAGUGCCUUUGGUUACCACUGCAAAUUCUUUAUCUUUAACUAGUAGACAUAGUCUUGCACCCCAACAACUUCCCAUGGCUCCUAGUACUAACAUUAUAUCUCCCUUAUUAAAUGUAUCAUCUUUGUCUUCUUAUGCGUAUGCUCCUUCUGCAUUUGCCCAAUCUGGUCAAAAUGUGGGUUCUUAUGCGUAUGCUCCUUUGGUAUUUCCUCAAUCUGGUCAAAGUGUGGGUAACUCUGGUGCUCCAAUCCUUGCUAGAAUAGGUUCCAACACUUCACCCUUAUAUCCUGUAUCCCCAGUUGUAGAUUCCUCAUCAGGUGUCUUUCCACAGCAACCCCCUAGACUGCUAACUCCCGAUCAGUUAUCUCUACCCAGAUUAUCUGGGCAAUUAUAUUCAGAUCAGAAGGACCUUGGUGCUCUGAGCUCGGAACCUUUGAAUCCCUCAUCACUUGCUACUCCAGCAGUCCAAGCGCCAUUGUUGCCAUUGCCACCUGCUGCGAAGAAGUUGCAAUCAUCUUCUGAGUUUACUGAAGAAUUCGAUUUUGUUGGAAUGAACGAGAAGUUUAAUAAGGAUGAAGUAUGGGGUUAUCUUGGAAAAGCAAAACAAACAGCUAAAACAAUGGACAGUGAAGACAUUGGCAAUGAAAACAAGGGGAAUGAAGAUGGUCAUGGCUUGGAUUGUAAUGCUGAUCCCAAACCUGCCUAUAAUAAGGAUGACUUCUUUGAUAAUAUAUCUCGUAACACAGUUGCUCGUGGAGGUAGGAAUGGGCAGAAUCGUUUCUCUCAGAGGAUGAGGCAGGAUACUGAGACUUUCGGUAACCAUCAACAAAGGCCUUAUCCUGGAUAUGGUGGCUAUGGGCCUGGACAUGGUGGGCACCGUGGUGGCUAUGGUUGGGGAAGGGGGUAUAAUAACUAUGGCAGUAGGGGCCGUGGAGGGUACAUGAGGAUGUAACAUAUUCACAGGAGUCUUGCCGGUGUCUGCUUAUUUCAUUUUCUGCAGUACUCGAACAAAUGUCAGAGAAAAUCUCCUGCUAGUUUAAUGACAUUUGCUGAGGAGUUCAAUACCAAACUGCCAAUUACUACAGAUACAGGUGUAUUAGGAAUUGUUUUUCAUAGCUGGCUCAUGUUAUUUUUGGUCCAGUGAGUCAGUUUUCUCUGUAGGCUUCUUUAUGCAACUAUUUCUAUGGUAUGGGUUCCGUGGGAAUUUGAGUUUUUUGAUCAGUUCACUGGGUUCUGUUACGUAAUUUACGCAACUUUUGCUCAAGGUGGAUUGAGAGUCGUCAUACUCCCAAACUGUAGUUUCUUUAGCUCAAAUCGGACUGGGGAAGUAAACUUGUCAUCUUAUCAUUUUCUUCGGUUUAAAAAUCAUAUUCUAACUUAAA
Messenger RNA from Nicotiana tabacum (common tobacco), 2281 nucleotides. Its product is annotated as decapping 5-like protein. NCBI's taxonomy places the organism in Eukaryota, Viridiplantae, Streptophyta, Magnoliopsida, Solanales, Solanaceae. Gene Ontology annotation, cellular component: P-body. Gene Ontology annotation, molecular function: mRNA binding. The record is from RefSeq and is a predicted model, not a curated record. Gene Ontology annotation, biological process: P-body assembly; cytoplasmic stress granule assembly.